AUGGAAGAACUCCAGCGUCUGCGCGAAGAGAACGAUCGCCUCCGGAAUGACCUGACCGCUCGAAGCGAACGACUUGCCAAGGCGCAGGCCGAGAAUGAGGGAUUAAAAAGGAACCACGAAACCAUGGUCGAGGACAACAAACACCUCCAACAAACCAAGAAAGCCCUCACUGACGAGAAUAUGGUCCUGGAAGAAGAGGGCCAGCGGAUGACGCAACAGAACGAUGAACUAUUGGAGGAGAACGUCGACCUCGAGGCCAAACUCGCGGCCAACGAACAGACGAUCGAAGACCUGCGCCACACGGUAGCGCUGCGGGAGCAAGACAUCGCCGAUGCCUUCUUCCAUGUCGAUCAUCGCCAGCGCAGCCUGGACCAGCUUUCCAACGACCUGUUUGCUGCCAACAACCGCGCGGCGGCUGCUGACCGGAAGGCCGAUGAGCUCCAGUACCUACUUGAUUCGGCGAGGAACCAGCUCAAUGGCGAGCAGCCCGGACCGUGGUAG
Messenger RNA from Diplodia corticola, 501 nucleotides. RefSeq lists its product as uncharacterized. The transcript has a single exon. Lineage: Eukaryota; Fungi; Ascomycota; Dothideomycetes; Botryosphaeriales; Botryosphaeriaceae. The record is from RefSeq and is a predicted model, not a curated record. Bases 1 to 501 code for a protein of 166 amino acids.